Molecule: messenger RNA, 2495 nt
Organism: Aphis gossypii (cotton aphid)
Lineage: Eukaryota; Metazoa; Arthropoda; Insecta; Hemiptera; Aphididae
Gene: Srp54
Product: probable splicing factor, arginine/serine-rich 7
Exons: 1
Coding region: 331-2334 (667 amino acids)
Cellular component (GO): nucleoplasm
Molecular function (GO): RNA binding
Source: RefSeq, a predicted model, not a curated record
ACGUUUUACGUAUUGCUAGUUCACAAUAUUUGAGUAUUUUUAAUAAAAUGUAAAUUUUUAAUUUUUUCCCGAUGCUGUUCGCUGCUGUUGUCCGCACUGUUCUUAUGACAUCAUAGGCGUACCACUAACACACCGCUACUGUUCGGCUGUUUGAUUCUCACGUUUAAAUACGAUUAUACGAAAACAUACCGUGAUCCGUGAUCAUAAUUCACUGAAGUGCCGACUAUAUGGACAAAAAUAGUAGGCCAUUUUGUGGUGUUUAGAAUAUGUAGCCGUUAAAUUUCCAGCAAUUGACACCACCAGUCGUCGUUGUUUGCUCAAACACUCGCAAUGACGGCUAGCACGGACGCAGCUUCAGCUUUACCCACCACAAAGGUGAUACAGGUAACGAACAUCGCACCACAAGCCACCAAAGAUCAAAUGCAAACAUUGUUUGGCUGCAUUGGCAAGAUCGAGGAUAUCAGAUUGUACCCUCAGAUACGUGAUGUGUCUGUACCCGUCCAGUCUCGUAUAUGUUACGUCAAAUAUUUCGACUCGCUGUGCGUAGCUGUCGCUCAACAUCUUACGAACACUGUGUUUAUAGACAGAGCACUCAUCGUCACGCCCUAUCAAUCUUCAGUUGGUGACAUACCAGAUGAAUAUAGGGCGCUGGAUAUUGCCAACCAAGCAAACAUAGUGCCUGGAUUGUACCCUUCCGAUCCUAAAUUGCCAGCUCACGUCGUCAAUCAAAUCGAAGGGAUUCCUCCUAAUCAAGUAAUAGUUACGAACGAUCCGGUAUUGGCAUCCAAUGGCUUACCACCAUACCCACAGUUGCCAAUCACCUAUGAUUCAAGACGAAUUGAAGAAAUUAGACGUACCUUAGUUGCUAUAAAUGUGGAUGAAAAUGUAACUGAUGAAGAGCUCAUAGGAUUUUUCCAAAAAGCUGGCGAUGUCAAGUAUGUCAGAUGGUGUAGUAGAGAAAACGAUAUCACUCGUUAUGCUCUUGUAGAGUACUCGGAACAAGCUAGUGUUAUAGCUGGAUUAAAACUCAAUGGAGUUCAACUUGGUUCCCGUCCUGUUCAAGUAACACAUGCCACUCAGGCUAUUGCUAAACCAAUGGCCAAAAGUAAUGAAGCAGCCCAAAGAGAAAUCGAAGAAGCCAUGACUCGAGUUAAAGAAGCUCAAAGUUUGAUUUCCGCAGCUAUUGAUCCUGUCAUUGGAAUUUUAUCUAAAGACAAAAAACAUGGUCAUUCCCAUCGUAGAUCACGGUCUAGAUCUCAUGGUAGGAGUCGCCGUAGAUCAUCAUCUAGAUCACGUAGAGGACAUUCACGUUCUCGUAGAAGACGAUCAAGAUCACGUUCUAAAAGGCGCUCUAGAUCAAGGAAAAGAUACAGGAGUCGAGAUCGACGUUCUUCGAGAGAUAGAAAAAGAUCACGGUCCAGGAAAAAAUCAAAGUCUAGAGAUAGAAAACGCAAAUCAUCGAGAGAUAGAAGAAGAUCAAGAUCUACAUCCAAGUCUAGACGUCGUUCGAGGUCUAGAAGUCAUAAAAAAGAUAAGAAAUAUUCUUCUAAACGAAAAGAAGAUAAAUCAGAAAAACGAAGAGAAAAAGACAAAAAGAAAGAGAAUACUCCACCUAUUAUACCAGAAGUUGAAAAGAAAAAUAAAUCUGCUACACCUGAUAAAGAAAAAUCUAGAUCAGCAACACCACCCAGAAGUAAUUCUAGGAGCCCAAGAUCAUCAAGUAAAUCACCAAGAAGAAGUAGUUCUUCUGGUAGAGGAAAGGUGUCUGAACCAGUUAAAAGUCGUUCGUCUAGUCAUAUUAGACGUACAUUGUCCCCAAAAAGAUCUAGGACAAGAACUCCUCUUCGUAAACGAGUUAGUAGGUCUCCUCGUAGAAGUCGGACACCUAAGAAACGCACUAGGAAAUCAAAUUCAUCUCAGAGACGUACUCGAAAACGUAGUGCAAGUCGUCAUAAGUCACGUACUCCUACUGAAAAAAGACAUAGACGUACACGUUCAUCCAUACGUAGAUCUCCAUCUCCUAGAUCACCUCCUCCUAGAAGAGUUACUAGAACUCCAUCUAAAAGUCCUCAAUCUCCUGUUAGGUCUGUAUCCAGGUCACCACCAGUUAGAAGUAAGAGAAGUGUGUCUGACAACAGAAAAAGAAGUAAGUCAGCAAGCCGAAAAAGAAGCCUGUCAGUAGAUAGAAGCAGAAGAAGUAUGUCAAUUGAUCAUAAAUCUCGAUCAGAAAGUAAAAGUAGAAGCCAUACUCCUGGUUCAGUAAGGAGUAGGUCACCCGGAUGGAGAAAAAGUGAAUCAACAUCGCCACCACCAAAUAGACGAAGUACUUCAUAAACUCAAUAAUUAAAAAAAAAAAUUAUGUACUUGUAAGCAUGUACCUACACAAAUAAUUUUAAUUAUCCGUUUACAUUAAAAUUAUGUAAUUUUACUUUAAUUUAAUAUAAAUAUGUAUAUGUUUAUCGUAUCUGGUGUAUAUUAUACACAAUUAUAUUUAA